AUGGCUAGCUAUCACUACGGAAUGCCGCAAUACACAUCGACUCACUCCUCUCAACCUCACCACUCCCACGGCCAUCACGGGCGAAGCCGCCGAGGACCAAGAGUGUCUUCACAGAAUGCGCACCGGCAAUACAAGGCCCAGCGUAGCCCCAAAGAGGAGGUCCCGCAGACACCUGCAUAUACCGACUACCUGCGGGUCCUGGAGGCCGCAAAGGGUUUCGAGUUUGAUGAUGACGAGAUAUUCUGUCCGUUCAACUUGUUGACGGAGGAUGAUCUUCAUUCCAUCCAUUCUUCGUCCUCAUCGGAGCGAGGCUCUCUCUCAUCUGGGUCGCCAGAGAGUUCACCUCUGCAGCACCAGGUGCAGCCGACGCCUUCACUUCUUCUUUCAUCGGUACCCAAUACGUACAACCCGGCUAGCUUCCAACAGGCACAGCAGAUGAAGUUGCACCAGCCUUUGGCGCAGCGGACUCGCAAUGCUAUUCCGAUUGUGGACCCGUCCACUCGGUCUGUUGCAAGCCCACCAAUGUCAGUCUCGCCGGGCCGACAGAUGCAGCAGCAGUACGUUCCUCGCCGCUGGUAA
Messenger RNA from Fulvia fulva, 579 nucleotides. RefSeq lists its product as uncharacterized. Lineage: Eukaryota; Fungi; Ascomycota; Dothideomycetes; Mycosphaerellales; Mycosphaerellaceae. The transcript has 2 exons. The coding region runs from base 1 to 579 and encodes 192 amino acids. The record is from RefSeq and is a predicted model, not a curated record.